GGGUGAGGGAAGAACCAAAGGGCCUCAAACCCUCGGCGCCUUCCCGUUACCCGGCAACAAUCCAGAACUACAAUUCCCGGCGAGCGCCGCAACCUGGCACUUCCGGUAUCCGGCGGUGCGGGAGCGGAGAGAGGGGGGAGCAUGGCGAGCCCGGGAAACUCCGCGGUCCGGGUGGAGGCGAGGGCGCUCGAGGCCGUGCCGAGAGACCGCGUCCACAUGCUUCCCGUCACCAUCGAGUCCGACGGCAACGCCAGGGUAGAUCAGUACUUCACGCCGGCAAUGCGGGAGCGCGAUGGCGAGCUGCUGGUCUCCUAUCGCGGCCGGGCACUGCGGGGCCGAGAUCUCCCUGUGCCCCCUGGCUACGUCGGGCUCGUGCUGAGAGAGGACCAGAAGCCGUGCUCGGAUGAGGAGGAGCGUGCCGUCAGCGUGAAGUCGGCCUUCUCGUCGCUGACGUACUGGAACCUGGAGACGCGGCCAACACCGGACGACACCGUGGUGAUGGCGAUGGGCUGGACACAGAUUGCCCAGGCUCUGCACGCCCCGGUGGGAGAAGAGUGAGACCGGGCAGAAACGAGACUGCACCCCUCUGCCGCAGAAAGAAAACUUUCCUCACUGGCUGUGCGGCCCCCAAGCAGAAAUAAAGAGCUUUUACAUUUUUCUAAUACUGUAUAAACGAGUGUC
Molecule: messenger RNA, 681 nt
Organism: Mobula hypostoma (lesser devil ray)
Lineage: Eukaryota; Metazoa; Chordata; Chondrichthyes; Myliobatiformes; Myliobatidae
Gene: rnaseh2c
Product: ribonuclease H2, subunit C
Exons: 5
Coding region: 142-558 (138 amino acids)
Biological process (GO): RNA catabolic process
Cellular component (GO): ribonuclease H2 complex
Source: RefSeq, a predicted model, not a curated record